Pygocentrus nattereri (red-bellied piranha) is the source of this 4584-nucleotide messenger RNA. It is a transcript of the gene fbxl7, whose product is annotated as F-box and leucine-rich repeat protein 7. The transcript is spliced from 4 exons. The coding region runs from base 364 to 1833 and encodes 489 amino acids. Lineage: Eukaryota; Metazoa; Chordata; Actinopteri; Characiformes; Serrasalmidae. The record is from RefSeq and is a predicted model, not a curated record. Gene Ontology annotation, biological process: SCF-dependent proteasomal ubiquitin-dependent protein catabolic process. Gene Ontology annotation, cellular component: SCF ubiquitin ligase complex. Gene Ontology annotation, molecular function: protein binding.
GGAGCGCGUGCGCGGUCCAGUCCUGACGCAACAGCUCCUAACUUUUUUUCCCCCUUUUUUCUUUUUUCUUUUUUUUUGCAUGCCUGCUUUCCAUCCAUCAGCCAACAGGCGCAUUAAGGAACUUCGUAUUUUUCGUUGUUUUGUCCUCGUUUGAAGACGUUCCCUCGUUUUAUCUGCGUUUUUUUUUGGUAAAACCAGACCGCCGCACCGUUAAGGAUGUCUUAAAACGCGGAGCGGCUAUCGGUGGAGUUUAUUCCCUCUUUGCCUUCUUUUUCCUCCCCUUUCCUCGCCCCGGCUCCGCGUUGGCGUGUAUGGACCGUGUGGAGGGCAGCAGCGGGUAGAUUAUGCUGGCCGCUGGGCACCAUGGGGGCGAACAGUGGCAAGCAGAGCGGCAGCGAAGGGAAGGCCAGUUCCAGCAUUUCCUCCGACCUGAGUUCAAGUACGGAUCAGACGUCCACCAAAGCUCCAAAGAAUGCAGCUACCAGCGAAGACUCUGACGUGAGCAUGCGAACACUGAGCACGCCCAGUCCAGCUCUCAUCCUUCCUCGCUCCUCACCUGCCCUCUUCAAUGGCUCCUCCACUUCCUCUUCCUCCUUCACCGCGGAGACGGUCGCAAUGGUGCACUCUCCGCCUCCUGCAGGCCUUACACACCCUCAGCGGUGCCUGCGGCAGCCUCGGGACCAGCAGGGGGCGCCCAUUGACAUUCUGCCAGACCACGCUUUCCUGCAGAUCUUUGCCCAUCUGCCCACUAAUCAGCUGUGCCGCUGCGCACGCGUUUGCCGCCGCUGGUACAACCUGGCGUGGGACCCGCGGUUGUGGCGGACCGUGCGGCUGACGGGUGAUGUGCUGCACGUGGACCGUGCUCUGCGGGUGCUCACGCGCCGCCUCUGCCAGGACACGCCCAACGUCUGCCUCACGCUGGAGACGGUAGUGGUCAGCAGCUGCCGCAGACUAACUGACCGAGGCCUGUACACGGUGGCGCAGUGCUGCCCGGAGCUCCGCCGCUUGGAGAUGGCUGGCUGCUACAACGUGUCCAAUGAGGCCAUCUUCGAGGUAGUCUCGCGAUGCCCUAACCUGGAGCACCUGGAUGUUUCAGGGUGCUCUAAGGUGACCUGCAUCAGCCUGACCCGAGAGGCAUCCAUCAAGCUAUCUCCUCUGCACGGCCAGCAGAUCUCCAUCCGUUUCCUGGACAUGACUGACUGCUUCGCCCUGGAGGAUGAGGGCCUGCACACCAUUGCGGCUCACUGCACGCAACUCACACACCUUUACCUGCGCCGCUGCGUGCGCCUGACCGACGAGGGCCUCCGCUUCCUCGUCAUCUACUGCCCGUCCAUACGCGAGCUCAGUGUUAGCGACUGCCGCUUUGUUAGCGACUUUGGCCUGCGCGAGAUCGCUAAGCUCGAGGGUCACCUGCGCUACCUCAGCAUAGCGCACUGCGGGCGCAUCACAGACGUGGGCGUGCGUUACAUCGCUAAGUACUGUGUCCGGCUACGCUACCUGAACGCACGUGGCUGCGAAGGACUCACGGACCAUGGCAUCGAGCACCUGGCCAAGAGUUGCUCCAAGCUGAAGUCUCUGGACAUCGGCAAGUGCCCGCUUGUGUCGGACGCGGGCCUGGAGCUGCUAGCACUAAACUGCUUCAAUCUGAAGAGACUUAGCGUUAAGGCUUGCGAGAGCAUCACGGGCCGUGGCCUGCAGGUGGUGGCGGCCAACUGCUUCGACCUCCAGCUGCUGAACGUGCAGGACUGCGACGUGCCGCUAGAGGCACUGCGCUUCGUCAAGCGCCACUGCAAGCGCUGUGUCAUCGAGCACACGAACCCAGCCUUCUUUUGAACCCUAGAGGCCAAUGAAAAAGGCAAAAUAGAGUGGCUCGUGCCUGAAAGGCUGAUACAUAGACAGGAACAGCUGAGGAACCCUUCCCCUAAAGAAGCUAAUUUGGCUACAGUGAAUGGAAGCUAAUGGGGAGUAGCAGAAUCUCAUUUGCACAGUGCUAACUAGCCAUGUUUCCAUUCGCUAUUGGCACUUUCGGGUGAAGCAUUUCAGCAAGUUCUGGCUACAGUACAAUGUCAAGACAAUCUUCAUGGGAGUCUCAUGACAAUGUUUUGAAUAAAGCAGCACACUGAAUGUGACGAUACACUGCAAAGACAAAAGACUAACGAUUAGCAAACCUUCAUUCUGAUUGUGUCUGUGUUCCCACAGAGCUGUACGUUCUUUACAAAGAGCAGCAGAAAUCUGUCUGUUUCCUUAAAGAGUGAAACGUGAAGCGUUUAGGGAUGUGCAGUCUGACUGAUUGUGACGAGGAUCCGAUAUUCAGUUAACCACCAAGAAGAAAAAUAAACGACUAUUGUUCUGAUAUUAGCAUAUCGUAAUACACAGACAGGGUAAAGCGGUGCGCUUUGUGCCAGCAGGCUAAAAAUACAGUAAAAAGAACAAAACCUAGCACCUCACAGAGGUGGUCCUUUGAAAACGUGUCUUAUUAAAAAGUAACAGCCCAAGGAAAACUUUCGGUCACUGUACUUGUGUAACAGGGGCUGCCUUGAAUGAGCUAAUGAGCUAACGCUAGUGCUCGACCCAGUGCAGAACUAGAUGGUGAUGAUUUUGUCAUCUUCAGUCUUCAGAAGCCAACAUGUUGGUUUUUCACAAGUAAAAUAUCUUUUCAUUGUUUUUGGUACUAGCUAACAAGCAGGACUGCCCCUCAUUGACAUCUUUGAUGUUUGUCAGACGCUAGAAGGCGAUGCUGAGGGAGUCCAAAAUAAAUGGGUUCCUAUGGGGUUUUUGUGGAAAUUGUAGUUUGUGUGUGCUUAAUCGGUUUUAUACAGGGAAAUAACAGGAUUAUAUAUUUUAUGGACAUUUUGUAUGGAUAUUUUAUUUUAUAGAUUAUAUAUUAUAUAUUUUAUGGACAUUCAUGACACCCGUGAUGUUUGCCCACUGAUAAGAGAGAAAUACCAGUAAUGCAAAAACCAGUAAUUGCCUGAAAUCUGUUUGAUGUGGAAAAUGCAGAGACAUACUUUUUUUGAGUUUUUAAAGAAACACUUACCUUUUACUUUCCUAAAUGAAAGAAUGUUCAUGUAUAAAUGGAUAGAAACAUAUUUAAAAAACGUAUUUUAUUCUCAGCCAUUAUGUUCCGUUUAUGCACGUUCUUUGAGGCCUUAUAGUAUUUUGGAGUCAUGUUUUGUUAUAAUGGGAGAAAUAGGAAGUGGCCAGGCUCCCCCUAAAACCCAAGUGUCAAACACAAGACCAAGUCAGUCCUAUUUGGCCCACAAAAUUAUUUAAAUUUUCUGUUCUUAUUAGCCCUUUUCACCUUAUGGUGCACUACAGUCCCAGCAUGCACUGCAACAUAGUGUGCGUUCUGACCCCUUCCCCCAACAAUAAUCUAUGGCCCAGCGCUUCACAACCCACAUUCCAAAACCAUCUGACCCGGCAGGCAAGUGGGAAACAUUCUUUACACACACUGAAAUUCUGAUGAAGGCUGUUUAUAUAAAUACUAACCCAAACAUUUUAUUCAAUUACAUUUACAUAACAUAUUUAUUAAAAUAAGAACUUAGAUAGUAAGAAAGAAACAUUACAUGUUUUGCUUGAGGUCCUCACAAACACCAAGGCUGGUGUCUGAAGCACACCCCACAUUCCAAAACCAUCUUUUGCCUGUUGAGUGCAGUUACACAUUUCUACCAGAGAGGGCUCCAAAUCAUCAAAGCUUACAUUGUGCAGCCUUAAAAGUUCAUGAACUGUUGGCCUGAAUGUUCUCUCUGACUUUCUGUGAUACCACAUAACACUGGAAUCGUGAUUUCAGUAUUCCAAACUUGGCAUCUGGGAUGGUUAACUGAAUACUCCAUUGCACAUCCCUAGAAGCUUUUGUCUUUGUAUGUAUGAAGCACCAGAUUUCCUUGAAAAUGGUCACCAAAUUUCGUAGCAAAGUCAGUUUAAUGUAUCCAGACCUUUGAGUGUCACUGAUGGAAACUUCCACUGUCAUUAAAUAUGACUGGGAUUUUAUUAUUUUUUUUAAUCAAGGACUCGUUUUUAUGUUUUUACUCCAUAUUUAUAUAUGUUUUUUUCUGUAUUUUCUGAUACCGUCCCCUUACACUUGUCUGAUUUAUAUUACAGAUAACAUGUACAGAAGUAUAUAUUCUAUUUGAAAGGGAUUUUUAAGGAAUGAAUGACUAGCAGUGCAGUUUGUUGUCACAUGGGAGACCCAAUGAAGUAUAAUAUAAAGAAUGAAUCAUGAAGACCACAAUGAAUUCGACAUAUUGUACAGUGUGUAACAUUAUCCAGUCUUCCCUGACCACAGUAGCCUACAGUUUUACAGAAUGUUUACAUGUGAUUUUGCUGUGCUGAAUGUUAGUAUGUCUGGUUCAUCGAUUUAACAUGUAUUAUGUGGACUUUUCAUUUAAGACAUGACAGUUUUUUUUUCACAGAAAAUGAAUAUGACUUAAGGUAACCGGGCAGUUCAUGAAGCAGUGCCAAUUUAACCAUGAUGAUGACCUUAAUAAUGGUCAGUAAUGCUCAAUUUUUUUUUCAGAUGUCUGAAAAGAGGGAAAGAGGGAGCAUCAUGGUGGAAUAAAAAGGUCAAAGCCAUAUUAAAAGGGA